GUCAACAUUCAGCUUCAGGGAAGAAAAGACGAAACAGUAAGAAGAUAGUGGCUUACUACUACUUGGAUUAAACAAGUAUUAUUACCUCCAACAACCAAAUCAGCUUCUUUUUUUUUAUCUCUGCUUGUCUGGAACAAUACGAAAGAGUCAACCUUUUGACCUUAUCAAUCCCUCAACGUCCUUACAAAUACAUGAUUCAUCCCGCCGUAUCACAUUAUCCGAAAUAGGCAAAAGUAAAAAGAUCAGGAAGUUUUUUAAAAAAACAUGGCUUUAGCAAGCCAUGCGUUUGUGGUAUUGUCUGCGUUAGUGUUGUUGUCAUGGGGACUGGAGAGAUGCGAGGCUACUGGAAAGUUCAGCUUCGAAGUUCACCACAUGUUCUCUGACGCUGUCAAGCAGAAUCUUGGGUUUGACAAUCUUGUCCCUGAAGAAGGAAGUUUGGAGUACUUCAAGGUCUUGGCUCAACGUGAUCGCUUGACCAGAGGCCGAGGUCUUGCCUCCAACAACGAACACUCCCCUCUCACUUCCGCUGAAGGAAACCUCACGGUUUUCGUCAAUUUCUUGGGAUCACUGCAUUACGCAAAUGUAUCUGUGGGAACACCGGCUACUUGGUUCCUGGUGGCUUUAGACACAGGCAGCGAUUUGUUCUGGUUGCCUUGCAAUUGUGGUGUUACUUGCAUCAGCGACUUGAAAGAUGCUGGCUUUCCUGCGAGUGUACCGCUGAAUCUAUACAGUCCCAAUACAUCUUCUACAAGUUCAAGCAUUAGUUGUAGUGACGAUCGUUGUUUUGAAUCCAGCCGGUGUUCUUCUCCUUCGAGUGUUUGUCCUUAUCAGGUUUCUGAGUCUACCACCACAACCUCCACAGGGACAUUGUUACAAGAUGUGUUUCAUCUCAUCACAGAGGAUGCGGAUUUAAAGCCUGUGGAAGCUAACGUCACGCUUGGUUGCGGUCAGAGACAGACAGGUCUGUUCCAGAACAGUCAAGCCGUGAACGGUGUUCUCGGGCUUGGUGUGAAGGACUAUUCUCUUCCGAGCCUUCUUGCGAAAGCCAAACUCGCCGCAAACUCCUUCUCAAUAUGUUUCGGACGUGUCAUUGGAGUUGUUGGAAGAAUCAGUUUCGGAGACAAAGGCUACACAGACCAGUCCGAGACUCCUUUCGUAUCUAUUGAACCGAGUACGGCGUAUGGUGUGAACGUGACGGGACUAUCAGUGGGGAAAACACCUGUUGGUCUUAGCAUGUUUGCACAGUUCGACACUGGCUCGUCAUAUACACACUUAAAGGAGCCAGCAUAUGGUCUUUUUACCAAAGCUUUUAACAGUCGUGCCUUUGACAUUCGACGACCGUCCGAUCCUCAGUUUCCGUUUGAGUUCUGUUACGACUUGAGUCCAAACGCUACAAACAUUACUUUCCCACCAAUAGAUAUGACUUUUGAAGGAGGAUCAGUAAUGAGAAUCAAGAAUCCUUUUGUCACAAUACAGACUGAGGGAGGGGGUAAGAUGUACUGCUUGAGUAUUCUGAAGAUCGAAGAUCUUAGACCUAACAUCAUUGGACAGAAUUUGAUGUCUGGAUACCGUAUUGUAUUCGACCGGGAGAGGAUGGUUUUGGGUUGGAAGCGGUCUAAUUGUUUUGAGGAUGAAAGCUUAACAUCUACUCCACCAGCAGAUUUUGGAAAUCCUUCACCACCACAACCAGAGUCUGAAGCUCCUUCACCAUCCAUAGAAUCCAAUCCACUACUUCGUUCUCCUCCUCCUCCUUUGGUUUUUACUACUACGCCUCCCCCAACUAACCCUCGUGACUCCGCCGAAAGUCCUGGCUCAAGUGGUGCAGCCAAUGUCAUCCCUCUUGCAUCUCAGCUCCUGCUUUUGCUAUCUCUUUUGGCCUACUUCUUCUGAUUCAUAUAAAAGGCAUUGGGUUUUGUGUUUGGUUUGACCAUUUAAUGUUUCAUUUAAUAAGAAUCUUUGUUUGAUGAGCAGAAGCAAUGUUCAUUGGUUUGAGAAUUGUAAUAUUAUCAUGUCUCCCUGUUA
Molecule: messenger RNA, 2022 nt
Organism: Raphanus sativus (radish)
Lineage: Eukaryota; Viridiplantae; Streptophyta; Magnoliopsida; Brassicales; Brassicaceae
Product: aspartyl protease family protein 1
Exons: 10
Coding region: 265-1890 (541 amino acids)
Biological process (GO): proteolysis
Molecular function (GO): aspartic-type endopeptidase activity
Source: RefSeq, a predicted model, not a curated record